This is a messenger RNA of Strigops habroptila (Kakapo), 948 nucleotides long. It is a transcript of the gene TAAR2, whose product is annotated as trace amine associated receptor 2. Gene Ontology annotation, biological process: G protein-coupled receptor signaling pathway. The transcript is spliced from 2 exons. NCBI's taxonomy places the organism in Eukaryota, Metazoa, Chordata, Aves, Psittaciformes, Psittacidae. Gene Ontology annotation, cellular component: membrane. Gene Ontology annotation, molecular function: trace-amine receptor activity. The record is from RefSeq and is a predicted model, not a curated record. The coding region runs from base 1 to 948 and encodes 315 amino acids.
AUGCUUUCUUCAAAUAACUCAAGGGAUUUGACUGAUUGCUCUGAGUUUGGAAAUAGAUCCUGUCCUGAGAACUUUAGGUCACCAGGCGUACGAGGGCUCCAUUCUCCGACCAAUUUCCUCAUCCUAUCCAUGGCUGUCACUGAUUUCCUGCUGGGCUUUGCCAUUAUGCCCUACAGCAUGGUGAGGUCUGUGGAGAACUGCUGGUAUUUUGGGAUGAUGUUCUGCAAAAUUCAUUACAGUUUCGACCUGAUGCUCUGCUUAGUUUCCAUUUUCCAUCUUUGCUCCAUUGCUGUGGAUCGGUUUUAUGCAAUCUGUCACCCCCUGCAUUAUACCAGCACCAUGACUGUCAGCACCAUAAAACAAGUGCUAGUAAUGUGUUGGUCAGUGCCUGCUGCUUUUGCUUUUGGUGUGGUUUUCUCAGAAGCUUAUGCUUCUGGAAUUGAGGGCUAUGAAAUGCUGGUUAAAUGCUCGAGCUCGUGCCCUAUUAUGUUCAAUAAACUAUGGGGGACUAUUUUAUUCACAGUUGGUUUAUUUGCUCCUGCUUGUAUAAUGAUAGGGAUUUAUGUUAAAAUUUUUACAGUAUCCCAAAGGCACACAUGUGAGUUCAGCCAGGCACAAAGGCACACAAAAGAUAAGAAAAAUUAUCUUUCUAGGAAUAAAGAUAGGAAAGCUGCCAAGACUUUGAGUAUAGUUAUGCUAGGUUUCUUAAUAUGCUGGUUUCCCUGUUUUUUCACAAUCUUAAUUGAUCCAUUUUUAAAUUUCUCUACUCCUUUACCUUUGUUUGAUACUCUAAACUGGCUUGGGUAUUUAAAUUCUUUCUGCAAUCCAUUGAUAUAUGGCUUUUUUUAUCCAUGGUUUCGGAAAACAUUUAAAUAUAUCUUAAAAGGCAAGAUAUUUAACCCAUAUUUUCGUACAAUAAAACUUCUAUCUGAAGAUCAGUCACAGUAA